Rubroshorea leprosula is the source of this 882-nucleotide messenger RNA. The record is from the annotation of a GenBank genome assembly. NCBI's taxonomy places the organism in Eukaryota, Viridiplantae, Streptophyta, Magnoliopsida, Malvales, Dipterocarpaceae.
UCUUUCUAAUUUAAUCAUUUCACCAUCUAAUUCUUCUUAUCAUUGAUUCAAUAUGUUAUUAUCAUUGAUUUCUGGUCAUUUACUACCUUCUAUUGUGCACUGGAUGGUGGAGAUUAGCAAAAUCCUUGCUAGAGGUUUUGUAUUGGAGCUUCCCACCUUCAUCCCCAAUUUCUGCAGUUAUGAUGGUGGAACUCCUGUAAACAUUACAGCUGCUCAACCAAAAGCUAUAGGAAUCUCAGGACCUUCCAAGAAUAAUUACGCUCAAGGCAAUGUGGUUUCACCACUCAACAAAAUAGAGUUGGCUAAAUCAAGCUCAAAGCCAUCAUCCAUUCAAGGAUGGCACACAGCCAUGGAGGAUGCUGUGAGUGUGACGAAUGGGGAAGAGGAAGAUGCAAGUCUUGUAGAGAGUAGUCCUCCAAGUCCAUAUAAAGCUUGUUACUGGAUGCAAAUUCAAAGUGCAGGAACUGAAGAAGGGGACACUGAUGAUGAUGCUAAUGUUGAUUUUAAGAUUGCUUCUAAUGGUGAAAGGCAACAGGAAAAGGAGCGUGGGAGAGAAGGUACCAAUAUUUAUGAUUUGCCUCCUGUGGAGCUAAGAAGUCUCACUGCUCCGACUAAUCUCGGAAGCAAAGCAAGAAACAAGACAAGCAGGGGAAAGUGCCCUCAGAGAAGAUAUAGAAGAAUCUUUAUUUGGGUCGCCAGCACUCUGCAAGUAGCAGAACCAGGGAACCCUUUCAUGGAGCAACAUCAAACUCAUAGCACCUUUGAACACUGAACACUCAAAAAGACAAUCUGGGAAAGCAAGGCAAUAUCUUAUCAUUCUUAGAAAGAGUUGACUUGGGCGAACGAUUCUGCUUCUUCCUAGCUGUCAUUCUUCACUAGAUU